Molecule: messenger RNA, 1277 nt
Organism: Prorocentrum cordatum
Lineage: Eukaryota; Dinophyceae; Prorocentrales; Prorocentraceae
Source: the annotation of a GenBank genome assembly
CGCGACGCGGAGGGCCCGGCCGCAGGGAGCCGGCGCGGGCGCCUCGCGAUGCGGGAGCACGCGGCGGGCCUCGUUUCGCCGGCGGCCGCCUCCUGUUGCGAGGUGCCGAGGUGCUGCGAGCGCCCCUCGCGGGCGGCCGGUUGGGCCCGCACCGCGUGGUCACUCUGGCGGAGGGCCACUCCAGGUCGGGCAGGCGAACGCGCCGCAGCGCAGCGCGGGGAGCACGCGCCGUGCGAGGCGCCGCGCGGCGAGGCCGGGCUCGUGGCAGGCGGCGAGCACCACCUGGUGGCGGCGGAGAGCAGGCGGGCCUCCUGCCCGCGCGCGCGGACAGCGGCGGGCACGAGGGCGCCGCCCUGCGGCCCGGCGGGCGCGCGGGCUGCCCGACGUGGCCCGCGUGCGCGGCCGCGCUCGUCGCCGAUCUCCUGCUCGACGCGUUGCCGUCGUCCCGCCUCGCGGCGGCCGUGCUCGCGGCGGCGGCCUCGCUGGGCCUCGGCGGGGUCCGCGCGCAGGGGUCCAGAGAGGCGGGCCGCCUCCUCUCGCUGCAGCGCGACCUCGUGCAGUUCCACUGGGUGCACGACAUGGCCCGCUGCGUCGGCGUGGGCGGCGGGCCGGAGGGGGCCAGGAGAGGUGCCAGUCUCGUGCUCACCAGCUGCGCGGAGGCGCCGCUGGUGUUCACGAUGCCCGGGUUGGAGGACAAGUUCAUCCGAGUGGCCGGGAGGCCAGACCUUUGCGUGCAUAGUCCUUUGGAGACGCCGAAGCUGCGCUUGUGGAACUGCAGCGAGUAUUUGAACAUGCAGUUUAUCUUGCAGGCAUCCCCCGGGAACCGUACCAGGGGGUCCAUCCGUGGGCUCUGGAAUUCGACCAUGUGCAUGGGCGCCUUGCAGGACAGGGUGGGUGAGCCGAUGGAGAUGCACGAGUGCACGAACAGCACGACCGACUUCUUCAUGAUGAAUCUCGUGCUCGAGGGGUCCCUUCUGGGCGCAGCGCUGGACCCGGACAGCGAAGUGCAGGCAGAUGCUGGAGGGGCCGGCCCAGGGUUGAGGCUCAGAUCCGGGGUCGCCAAGGCCAAAGCUGCGAUCGACGAGGCUGAGGCCCUGGCGGUGUCGAUCUUGACGCAGGCGGCCAGCGGCGCCACGCAGGCGGUGACGAACGCCACGGAGGUCGUCGAGGCUUCUCUGAGGGAAGCGGGGGCGAUGUCGGCCGGGGCGUCAGCGAUCCUCCAGAAUGAGCUCAACAGGACAGGGGAGGCCGUGAGGAAUUGGGUGCGGUGGCACUGA